UGAAUCCAGGCUUCUGAUUGGCUGCAGCUGUCUGAAUUGGAGGAGGGAAGCUUUCAUGAUGGGAUGGAGAAGACCGAGAUUUAAAAAGAAAAGUCACCCAGGAGGUCUAUUCCCGCCUUAAACUGAUUCUCUUCACGUCUUUGAUCAAGCUGUCGAGGAAGGCGUCACAUGGCCGCCAGUCAAACCAGCACCGCUCUGAUUUUCCGGCCCCUGAGGUGGAGAAAAAAGGAAGUUUUGGGCCUUUAGCAGCAGUAAUGAAGGUAGAAGUAUUCAGCUUCCCCACCACGGUUUGGCUGAUCAGCUCGGUGACCUUCAAGCCCUCCUUCUCUGAGCUCCAGGCCACCGCUGACUGGACUGACGCUCCGCUGCUAAUACUAAUGCUGUGAAUACAUGGCAGGCAUAUUGAGUUACAACCUGACAAAUGUUCUCCGUGCUGGACCACAAAGAAAGGAAGUUUACGGUUUCGACUGUCCUGAUGGAGAACAAAACUAAUGCAAGAUUUAUUGCUCAAUCAUGUAUUUUUGUAUAAAAUGUGGAUUUCAUGUUUGUCUCCAUUCAGGCGGUGUUAAAUAUUUCACAGCUCUGACCUGCUGAUCGAUGCUGUUUUUGGUGUUUCUCUACGGCUGUGUGCGUCUGACUCAAAGCAGUUUCUGGGUGUUUUCUUGCUCUUGAUUCAUUUUUCCUCACUGUGUGCUCAUUUUUCCUCGCUCUGUCCUUAUUUUCCAUCUCUGUUAGCAACUUUUCCCUCAGUCUGCACUAAUUUUACUCACUCUGGCCUCCAAUGUCCUCACUGGUCUAAUUCUUGCUCACUGUUGGUCAAUUUUCAAUCACUCUAGGCUGAUUUUUAUUCACUCUGACCUCAAAUUUCCUCACUUUGGGCUGAGGUUUUAUUUUACCUUACUGUGCUCAUUUUCACUCACUGUUGGCUAAUUUUCCCUCAUUCUAAACUCAGUUUUAUUCACUUUGACCUCAGAUAUCCUCACUGUUUGUUGAUUUUCUUCACUCUAUUCUUAUUUUCCCCUUCUUUUAGCAAAUUUUCCCUCAGUCUAGACAAAUUUAAUUCACUCUGGCCUUCAGUUUGCUCACUUUGUGUUCAUUUUUCUUCACUGUGGCCUCAUUUACGCUCACUUUAGCCUAAUUUUUAUUCACUCUGACUUCAAAUUUCCUCACUUUGGGUUCAUUUUCCCUCAAUGUUUGCCCAUAUUUCCUCACCCUCACAUAAUUUCCCACACUGACGUCAUUUUACCUUAUUGUACACUCAUUUUUACUCACUGUUGGCUAAUUUCCCCUCACUCAAGGCUCAUUUUUACUCACUCUAGCCUCCAGUUUGCUCACUUUGUGUUAAUUUUUCCUCACUGUAGGCUUUAUUUUUCUCCCUGUGGCAUCAUUUAUGUGGCAUCAUUUACAAUCUCUCUGGCCUAAUUUUUAUUCACUCUAACCUCAAAUUUCUUCACUUUGGGUUCAUUUUCCCCUCACUGUUUGCCCUUUUUUCCUCACUCUGACCUAAUUUUCCUCACUGAGGUCUCAUUUUACGUCAGUGUGCGCUCAUUUUUACUCACUGAAGUCCAAUUUCCUCACUCUGGCAUCACUUUCCCUCACUCUGGCCUCAAAUUUCUUCACUUUUUGCUGAUUUGCCCUAACAAUUUGCUAAUUUUUCCUCAUUCUGACCUCAUUUUUCCUCACUGUGGGCUCUUUGAAUCCAUCUGGGCCCAUACUUCUUCUUUCCUUCACUGUUUACUCGUGUUUCCUCACUGUGGGCUCAUCUGUCCUCCCUUUUUGCUCAUUUUUCCUUUCUGGCCUCAUUUUCCCUCCAUUUUUCCUCACUGUGGGCUCAUUGUUCUUCACUCUGGGUUUAUUAUUCUAAAUAUUACGAAGCUCCAACCCGACUGAUCGACACUUCGAUGUUGUUUUUGGUGUAUUUCUUCAGCUGUGUGUGCAGAAACUGUCCACGUUAACAGUAAAGGUGUGGUCCUGAUGAGACUAAUCUGCUGACCAACAUGCAAACUAAAGGUGCACAGCGGCCUCUCUGAUUGGCUGCAGGACGAGCCCCACCUUUGCACCGCUUCCUAAUGGCUCACCUGAGGCUUGUGGAAGGAAAACCGGACCGGUGCGGCUCAGCAGGAGCAGAGGAAGGCACUUUUCAGCCAUGCAGGAGCGACAAGACACACCUCUGGCGACAUUACAGCCGCAGACGAGAUGCCUGCGGUGUGGAGACGUGCUGGAGUGGUCCGAGGAGCACAGCGUCCUGCUGGGAUGUUCGUGCUGCUCCACGGUGGACGAGACUCUGGAGAACGUAGCCAGAGGUCUGGCCAGCAGGAUGAAGGAGAAGAGCCACUGGGCGGCCGGGCGAGUCGGAGACAUCGACUUCCUGGGUUCCACCAAGACCAGAGGAAAGUUCAUGAGGGUUCGCAGCAACACGGAUCCGGUGCUGAUCUACCAGAUGCUGACGGAGGAGUGGGGCCUGGCGCCUCCUCACCUGGUGGUGGCGGUGGUGGGCGGAGACGAGCUGGCCCAGAUGAAGCCGUGGCUCAGGGACACUCUGAGGAAAGGGCUGGUGAAGGCGGCACAGAGCACAGGGGCCUGGAUUCUAACCAACGGCCUUCGGUUUGGCAUCACCAAACACUUGGGCCAGGCGGUGCGAGAUCACUCGCUGGCCAGCACCUCCUCAAAGGUUCGCGUCGUGGCCAUUGGCAUCGCCCCCUGGAACAUGAUCCACAACCGAGAGGCGCUGCUCACUGCCAAGGUGGACGAGCCGGCGGUGUACAAGCCCCAGGACCUGCCCCAUGGCUCGGUCUACUCCCUGGACAGCCACCACUCUCACUUUGUUCUGGUGGAGGAGGAUCCCAACAGACCCGGGGCCACCAGCGAGAUGAGGGUGAAGCUGCUCAAGCACAUCUCUCUGCAGCGCACCGGAUAUGGAGGCUCAGGAAGUUUCGAGAUCCCCGUUUUGUGUCUGCUGUGCCACGGAGAACCCCGGAUACUAAAGAGGAUGUACAAAGGCAUCGGCAAUUCGACUCCGUGGCUGAUCCUGGCGGGCUCCGGAGGCGUGGCCGACAUCCUGGUCACGCUGAUGGACCGGGGCUGCUGGGAUACCGACAGCGUCCACGAGCUGCUGCUGGACACCUUUCCAAACGCCCACCACAGCACAGACAUCAGUAGCUGGGUCAAGCUGAUCCAGAAGAUACUCGACCAUGGACACCUCCUCACCGUCCACGACCCUGAGCAGGAGAGCUCCGAGCUGGACACCGUCAUCCUCAAGGCUUUAGUUAAGGCUUGUAAGAGCCAAAGUCAGGAAGCUCAGGACUUCUUAGAUGAAUUAAAGCUGGCUGUGGCCUGGAACAGAGCGGACAUCGCCAAGAGUGACAUCUUUAAUGGAGACGUGGAGUGGAAGGCGUGUGACCUUGAAGAGGUGAUGAUGGAUGCUCUGAUCAACGACAAACCAGACUUUGUGCGUCUCUUCGUGGACAACGGUGUGAACCUGGGCGAGUUCCUCACCUACGGCCGCCUUCAGGAGCUGUACUGGUCGGUGUCGGAGAAAAGCCUCCUUCACAACCUGCUCCUCAAGAAGUACGAGGAGAAGCAGCUUCUUCUCGGAGCCGCCAGGACUCCAGGUCCACCGGGUCACCAUCCUCCCGAGACGGGGGACCGAAAACCCCGAUUCACCCUCUACGAAGUCGCCAAAGUGCUGAAAGACUUCCUCCAUGACUCCUGCAAAGGCUUCUACCAGAAGAUUCCUACAGAGAAGCCAGCAAAGGGUCGAUUGUUCCACAACCAGAAGAACUUGGCUGAGUUAGAGGAGCGCUGCGAACAUCCUUGGAGAGAUUUAUUCCUCUGGGCCGUCCUUCAGAACCGACAGCAGAUGGCCAACUACUUCUGGGCCAUGGGCCCCGAGGCGGUUGCGGCAGCACUGGCGGGUUGUAAGAUUCUGAAAGAGAUGGCACGACUGGAAUCUGAGGCCGAGUCUGCACGCAGCAUGAAGGAGGCCAAGUAUGAGCAGUUCGCCCUUGAUGUCUUCGGAGAGUGUUACUCCAACAGCGAAGACAGGGCUUAUGCUUUGUUAGUGAGGAGAACACACUGCUGGAGCAAAUCUACGGUCCUCAACUUGGCAACCGAAGCAGAUGCCAAAUCUUUCUUUGCCCACGAUGGAGUUCAGGCUCUGCUCACAAAGAUCUGGUGGGGAGCCAUGACGACAGACACAGCCAUCUCAAAACUGGUGGUGUCCUUCUUCUGUCCACCACUGAUCUGGACCAACCUCAUAAAGUUCAGUGACGAGGAGCAUGAUAAUCGAAACAGUAACCAGCAGUUUGCAGAACUGGACAGUCUGGAUACAGAAAAGGCUUUGCUGCUAACUGACGACGACGACCCUCUGGAUUCUCCUCCUGGAGGCCCAGCAGCUCAGAGCUGUGCCUCGGUCUGGUGGCGUUUCUUGCUCCGUCGCUGGCGUCGUUUCUGGAGCGCUCCCGUCACCGUCUUCCUCGGUAACGUCAUCAUGUACUUCGCCUUCCUCUGCCUCUUCACCUACGUCCUCCUGCUGGACUUCCGCCCGCCGCCGCCCUUCGGCCCCGGAGCCGCAGAGAUCAUGCUCUACUUCUGGGUCUUCACCUUGGUGCUGGAGGAACUUCGACAGAGCUUCUUCACCGAUGAAGAGAUUAGCAUCUUGAAAAAAUUCAAACUCUACGUCGAGGACAACUGGAACAAGUGUGACAUGGUCGCAAUCUCGCUGUUUGUUGUCGGGGUUUCAUGCAGGAUGGUUGAUGACACCUACGAGGCAGGAAGGACGGUUCUGGCGAUAGAUUUCAUGGUUUUUACUCUACGUCUCAUCCACAUCUUCGCCAUCAACAAGCAGCUCGGACCCAAGAUCAUCAUAGUGGAAAGAAUGAUGAAAGACGUGUUCUUCUUCCUCUUCUUCCUGAGCGUUUGGCUCAUCGCUUACGGAGUCGCCACCCAGGCUCUUCUCCACCCCAAUGACCCGAGGAUCGACUGGGUGUUUCGUAGAGCUCUGUACCGACCAUACCUGCACAUUUUUGGACAGAUCCCCCUGGAAGAGAUAGAUGCUGCUCGCAUGCCUGAAAUUAACUGCACCGAUGACUCAGAGGAGAUUAUCAUGGGCCUGCGGCCGCCGUGUCCCAACGUCUACGCCAACUGGCUGGUCAUCCUGCUGCUGGUCAUCUUCCUCCUCGUCACCAACGUCCUGCUGCUCAACCUCCUCAUCGCCAUGUUCAGCUACACCUUCCAGGUAGUUCAGGGCAACACGGACAUCUUCUGGAAGUUCCAGAGAUACAACCUGAUCGUGGAAUACCACAGCAGACCAGCGCUGGCUCCACCCUUCAUCAUCAUCAGCCACCUCUCCCAGAUCCUCCUCAGCCUCGUCAAACAGCCCGAGUCCAAGCAGGAGCAUCUCGAGAGGGAGCUGCGUGGGCUGGACCAGAGGCUGAUAACCUGGGAGACGGUGCAGAAAGAGAACUACCUGGCCAAGCUGGAGCGCCAGCACUGGGAGAGCAGCGAGGAGAGGCUCAAGAGCACCUCUUCCAAGGUCCAGAGCCUGCUGAAGAUUGUCGGUGGAUUCAAGGACCAAGAGAGGCGACUGGCAGCGAUGGAAGCUCAGGUGAGGUACUGUGGAGAGGUGCUGUCCUGGAUGGCGGAGUGCUUCGCUCAGAGCACGCUCAAAUGUGGAAAAGACGCCCCAAGAGCUCCAACAUCUCUGACGGGCUUGAAGGCGGCCGGCAGCUCAGAUGCACCUCAGAGUCAAGCAGAAGCCAAACAAGAAGAGGACGAGGACAAACCAGGUCACCCAGGAUACGGAGCUAGCAAAAAGUUUCCUUAUAUCGAUGAAUAAAAGCGAUGAUAGCCAGUAGCACACAGACAGCUAAUGGUAGAGGUUUGACAUUUAAUUUAAAUGAAUAAAAACUGUGUUGUAUUUA
Acanthochromis polyacanthus (spiny chromis) is the source of this 5921-nucleotide messenger RNA. It is a transcript of the gene trpm5, whose product is annotated as transient receptor potential cation channel, subfamily M, member 5. Gene Ontology annotation, molecular function: ligand-gated calcium channel activity; calcium-activated cation channel activity. NCBI's taxonomy places the organism in Eukaryota, Metazoa, Chordata, Actinopteri, Pomacentridae. Gene Ontology annotation, cellular component: membrane. The record is from RefSeq and is a predicted model, not a curated record. Gene Ontology annotation, biological process: calcium ion transmembrane transport.